Hemiscyllium ocellatum (epaulette shark) is the source of this 1075-nucleotide messenger RNA. RefSeq names its product mitochondrial ribosomal protein S25 (gene mrps25). NCBI's taxonomy places the organism in Eukaryota, Metazoa, Chordata, Chondrichthyes, Orectolobiformes, Hemiscylliidae. The transcript has 4 exons. The record is from RefSeq and is a predicted model, not a curated record. Gene Ontology annotation, cellular component: mitochondrion. Gene Ontology annotation, molecular function: structural constituent of ribosome. The coding region runs from base 34 to 555 and encodes 173 amino acids.
GCGCAGGCGCAUGGAGCUGGUGUUCGGGAGGCAAUGGGAAUGAAAGGUCGUUUUCCGGUGCGGCGGACACUUGAGUUUCUGCGCCGUGGAACAUUGUCGUUGAAGGACUCCGUGAAGAUUCUGACUGUGAAUUAUAACACGCACGGGGAGAGGAGUGACGGAGCAAGAAAGUUUGUUUUCUUCAACAUACCUCAAAUCCAGUACCAGAAUCCUUGGGUUCAAAUUGUUAUGUUCAAGAACCUGACACCAUCACCUUUUCUCAGGUUUUAUUUGGAUGAUGGUGAACAGAUUUUAGUUGAUGUUGAAGGAAAGAACAAUAAAGAAAUUACGGAACAUGUGAAGACCAUCUUGGGAAAGAGCAGGGAGUUGCUGGAAGCUGAAGAGCAAGCACGGAAGGAGCAUUCACACCCUGCACACUUUGGGCCCAAGAAGUACUGUCUGCGGGAAUGCAUGUGUGAGGUCGAAGGGCAGGUUCCUUGCCCAGGACUAGUGCCUUUACCUAAGGAACUGACUGGGAAGUAUCGGGCUACUCGAUCAGCAGGCACUGCAGUUUAAACAAUGCUUUGAGCAAGAAUGAAUAUGCUUUCUUUCAGAAGACAGGAACGAUAGUGUCAAUGUGGAUUUGUAGGUCAUGGAGAACCUGAUUGUUUUGCUGUACUGAAGUCAACUUAAGGGGAUGUUCACAUUGUUUAAAAAGAUACCCAGAAGGCACGUUGUGUUGUCAAGGUUGUUUAUCUGCAGGUAAAUAAUGUGGAAUUGAUCCAGCUGGGAAACUGGCUGAGUGAAGGAAGAAGUAACAUUAAUUGUUGCUUGUACCAGUGAUCUGAAAGCUUCUCUGAUAUAAUGGAAUAAUCAACUCCAUAACCUAGCCUAAUGUCCAUGUAACCACUGUUGUAAAAACCCAUCCAAUUCAUUAAUAUACUAUCAAGGAAAGAAAUCUGCUGUCCUUGCAUGUGACUCAGAUCCACAGCAAUGUGGUUGCGUCAUACUGUCCCCGAGGCAAUUGGGGCUAGGCAAUAAAUGUAAUACCCUAUGAACAAAUAAAGCUUUCAGUUUCCUCUUCCUGAAGUUCUAA